This is a messenger RNA of Tilletiopsis washingtonensis, 2550 nucleotides long. RefSeq lists its product as hypothetical. Lineage: Eukaryota; Fungi; Basidiomycota; Exobasidiomycetes; Entylomatales. The transcript is spliced from 9 exons. The coding region runs from base 1 to 2346 and encodes 781 amino acids. The record is from RefSeq and is a predicted model, not a curated record.
AUGGCCGCGCCCUCCACUCUGACUCUGUCACUUCGGCGCUUUGUUUCCCUACCACCAUCACCGCCGCCCUCAUCUCACACUUACCAUCGCUGCUCUCUGCCGCAUCUCACGCGCAGCUACGCCUGCCUGCCGUCCGCCUUGUGCGCGGCCCCCGCCCCCGGGGCGCUCUCACCCACCUCUCUCCUCGCUCACGCCCUGCGCUCCGGCGCCGCGGGCCCCACUCGCGCGGCCAUGACAGCCGCCUCCUCCAUGCUACAUCUCUCACGUCUCUCAGUCUACUUAGUAAUCCACGGCGUCUGGUGCAUCACUCCUCUCUCCUGGCUCUACCUCUUCCUCACCUUCUUUCGCGGCGCGCCUCUGCCUCUGCCAAAGCCACUGCACGCAGGCCUCGCAGCCUACUGCGCCCUCGAGGCGGCGUUUAGCCUCUACCAUGCGUAUCUGGUGCGGCAGGUGCAGCAGCCCGGGCCGCCGCCCGUGUAUGGAAGGAGGUUUCUGCGCGGAGUGCUGAUUCGCGCACUCGAGACGGGCAUGAAUGACUUUGCGCCAUACGAUGAUGACGGCCAUGUCUGCGCGCCCGAAGCCGACAGCAACAACAGCGGCAAUGGCAGCGUGGUCACUCCUACCACUGCCUCUUCGACGGGCUCGACGGGCAGCAACAUGCAACUGCGGCAGCGUCUGGCGCCUGUCGCUGCUUCCUCCUCCUCCUCGGCUGCGGGUACGGCGGCAGGCACUUCACAGCAGCUGCAGCCGCCGAAACGGCCGCACUUUCUCAAGCAGCACGCAAGACUAAGAGCAGCAAGCGUGCUGCCGAGCUUUGUGUUUGAUCAGCCGUUGGAGGAGGAGGAUGUGCGCGCUAGGAGGUUUCGUGAUGAGUUCGCGCUCUGGUUCCAAGCUCCGCGUUCGCACAUCACUGCGCGCGAUGCCGAGCGGUGGCUUUCCUGGGCCUUAUUCGGUGUGGAUCUCGAGGUAAUCGAGGCCGAAGCCUCCUCUUCUUCUGCGCCUUCUUCCGCCGGCGUGCCGCUCUCUGCGCCCACGAGCGCCGGCGGACUGGCAGUGUGGCGCGACGCCGAGCCGAUUGCUCGCAGUGGCAGUCCCAUGCCGCCGCCUGCACGCGCAUUCGCUCCUUCGCCGGCGCCGGGAAGCGACAGUUCGGCGCGGCGCAACAAGGCGCAACUGGCCGCUCGCGCGCGGGAUGAAACGACAGCCGCAUCGACAUCGACAACGACGAGUCUGCCGGGUGAAUGGGACCCCGUCUCCGAGUCCAGACUGGACCUCAUCCUGUACUGCCGCGAACUCGUAGAGGCGAGACAAGGGUGUGCGUUCCCCAAACGAGCGCCGCACUGGGGAGCAGACGUGGGCACGGAUGAGGAGGGCUUGAAGAGUGCACCCAAGUUGAAGAGCAUGCGCUUGACGAUGGAUCGCGUGAGAGUUGAUGGCCGACCCUUGGCUUCCUACCUCGCCACCAACGCCCUCUCCCGCCUGGCACUCAUGGGCGCCGUACGGCGCGGCUUCAAGCAUGAACGCGAGGGCAGAGUGGAGUAUCUCAUCUGGCGCCCCAAGGGCUGGAGUCGAGCCAAAGCCGAGAGCGGCGAUUCGCGCUAUCGGCCCAUCGUCUUUUUGCACGGUCUCGGUAUCGGUCUAGCGCAAUACGCCAACUUUCUCUAUCGUCUCACCUCCUCUCCCGUGGCCUCGACGCAUCCCAUCCUCGUGCCGCUGUUCCCGCACACCAGCCAGGCGCUGUUUCACAAGCAGUUUCUUGCGCCCGUGGGACACCACGAGAUGGUCGAGACGCUGCGCGGCAUCAUCCAGCACGAAGGCUGGCACCGCGUGGGCAUCACCAUCGUCAGCCACUCCAUGGGCACCAUCGUCGGCUCGUGGCUCAUCAAAAGUCUCGGAGAGCUGGUGCGCAGAUGCUGCAUCGUCGAUCCGGUCUGCUUCCAGCUCUGGGUCCCUCACGUCAUCGACAACUUCCUCUACGGCAAGCCCAAGUCGCCCGUGCAAGCGCUGAUGCGCUACUUUGUCGGGCGCGAACUGGGCACCGCACAUGCUCUGCAUCGACACUUCGAUUGGACCUCCAACAUCCUCUGGCCCUCCGAGCUCGGUCCCAACCUCAAGUCAGCGCACCACGUCCGGGUCUAUCUCUCCGAGCACGACGCCGUCCUCAACGCCGCCGCCAAUCGGCGCUAUCUGCGCUCGCACGGCAUGCGAGACCUCGAAGACGGCGGCAACAUCGUGCUUGCCAAAGGCGCCGCGCACGGCGAAACGCUCAUGGCCAAUGGGCCCUUCAUGGAUCAGAUCCUCGAGUGGCUUGCGACGCCCGAUCCAGACGACGAGGUGACGAAUUAGCUCCGUGCACUUGCGCAGUGAUGCGUGGCUCCUUGCCUCGCCUCCUCUUUCCCCCCUCUUUCUCUAUAGACAGGGCACGUUUGUCCAGUGCCUCUCCCUUGCCCCCCUGCCCUGCCUCACUUCCAUACGCCCCUCACGCACGAUCCGUCCUAGUCAACAAGAUAGAGCCUUCGUCUUCACGUCUCUUGCUCAUUCUACCUUCCU